CAUGGCAAAGUGUCUGGUUGGCUUUAACAUGGCAAAGCCCAGCAUGAUCCAUGCAGAACUGCUUCAAGUAUCUCACCGCCUCCACGUGGCGGUCCCGGGAUCUUGUAUCUCUGUCAACCGACAGGGUACUUGCUAAGGUGAGAAGGCGGCUUUUAAAUCCCGUUCGCGUCUGUUCCCGAAGAGGGCGGCGUCUGGGUUAGCGUCUGUCCCAUAUUGGGCGGCUACAUAAUUGUCUUUUUGCAGAUCGGCAGACACUAAAGAAGGUCCCCCGCUGAUGACAGCGGCAUUCCAACACCUGAGUACCCAGAUUGAAACCCUGGUUAAAUGGCUGCUGGGCUAAUGCUGAAGUUACCUCCGUCCUUUUAAAACUUGGCGAGUCUUUAAAUACGUUCUAAUCACAUCAUCGCGGAACCGAUGGUACAGGUGCAGUUGAGACAACUCCUGCUUAACAUCCGUCCUGGCUCUGAACGCAGGUACCCAUAAGGACCUGCGUCAACCCUCGCAUGAACCUCACUGCUUGCAUAGGGACCCAUGGGGGCAUCGUGGAGGACUGUACAUAUGUGAGGAGAUAGCGACUUAAAGUUUGGACCCAUAUAGCAUGCAGAACAAUAGAAAACCCCAAGAAGAAGAGAGAGGAGCAUUCCAGAAGAGUAGAAAAAUGAUGAGGUCGCCAGAUCAAGGCGUUACAGAAGAAGGAAAGUCGGCGCAAGUGGUUCAUCUGGAGGAACAACCAAACCCAUCUACGGCAAUACUGCACGAGGAUCAGCAAACCCCUGCUUCGACCCAAGAUGUCAGACCUGCGGUAGGUUCCCCAAGACAAGAGCUCAUCUAUAAAAUGAGAGCACUAGAAGAGGAAACGAUCGAGAAAUGCAGAGCAGUGCUUCGAAAAAUGAAGCAUGCGAUGCUAAAGCAGCGAAACAUCAGUAUGGAUGUGAAAGACGGAGCGUCAGAACUGAGCGAACUCCUUGAUAUUCUCGGAAACUACAGGAAAAGCUGGUUGACAGCCGAAACAGAGAGAGUCAAGGAAACGAACUUAGCGGCUGAAGCCAACAAACAGCUGCAGGAAACUGACACACCAGUUUCGUCCCGCAAAAAGCGGACUGCUUCUAGCCCGGCCGAGCCAGAGGCAUUUAAAAAGCCGAAAAGUAAGGAAGCGAAGGACGGCUUUAAAACAGUGACUCGGAAGAAGGGAAAACCCAAAACAUCUCAAACAGAGGAAACGAACAAAGCUGUUAAUGUUAACCCUGAGAGGAAAGGAGAAAACUCUAAAGUACGGUCAAGAUCCCGCCCAGAAGCUGUUUUGGUCAAGCCCGCAGAAGGCAGGAGCUACGCCGAGGUAUUGAGGGAACUUAGGGAAAACUUGAAGCCUGACGAGACCGAUACAGCCAUCCGCUCAGUCAGGAAAACCAAGUCAGGGGAUUUGCUUCUCGAGUUAGCAAAAGGAAGUAAGUCUGAGAAGCUUUGCGAAAGCAUUAAGCACACGCUCAAAGAAAAUGCCACAGUGAGGACUAUCAGGCCGUUGAGCAAGUUGGAGAUACGAGACCUAGACAGUCUGACAAACGAGGAGGAAGUCAUAACUGCAAUCAAGUUCAUUAUAGGCGAGCAGAGUCAGGAAGUCAAAGUGAGACUAACUGGCGCAAACAAUUCUGAGCAAAAACGUGCAUUCGUUAUAUUGCCAACAGAAGAAGCAGCUAAAAUUCUUAAGGAGCCAAGAAUCAAGAUUGGAUGGACGCGAUGCCGAGUGAAACGGUGCAUCGAAGUUACACGCUGCUUCAGAUGCUUUGGGGUAGGCCACCUACAAAGGGAUUGCUCGGGACCAGACAGGAGAGAUCUCUGUAUUAGGUGUGGAGAGACGGGGCACAAGAUGAGAAACUGCACGAAGACACCGAAAUGUUGCCUGUGUGCAUAUGAAAACCGCACGGAUCUCAAUCAUUUCCCUGGGACGAGUAACUGCGCAGCCAGUACCCGCAAAACCCAAAUAUGA
Messenger RNA from Drosophila rhopaloa, 1984 nucleotides. RefSeq lists its product as uncharacterized. NCBI's taxonomy places the organism in Eukaryota, Metazoa, Arthropoda, Insecta, Diptera, Drosophilidae. The transcript has a single exon. Gene Ontology annotation, molecular function: zinc ion binding; nucleic acid binding. The record is from RefSeq and is a predicted model, not a curated record. The coding region runs from base 599 to 1984 and encodes 461 amino acids.